AUGCUGGUCAAUGUCAGACGAAAAGACAAUAAUAUCAUCGAGGUACAACAGGAGGGACUGACAAUUCUGGUCACCAAACAUCCGUUCCAUAAGCCUCUGGAAGGUGCUUGUAAUCAGAACUGGCUCGGGACUGUGCUCAAGCACAUUUGUGGUCCAAAGAGUGUUUUGGCUUACUUCCUGAUAGCCGGGACCAGUCUCUCAGUUUACGUCUUCUACGUAUCUCUGCCUCAGCAACAGAACUAUGAGGAUCCAGGACCGUACCACGUGGCUUAUCCCCGUCAAUACCGCCUCAUCCAGGACCAUCCAGAGAAGUGCACCCAGUACAAUCCCUUCAUGGUGGUAAUUGUUCCAUCUGCUCUCCACAAUGUGGAAUCCCGUAAUGCUAUCCGGAGCACGUGGGGGAAUGACGACCUGGUUAAAGACAGAACAGUGCUGGUUCUGUUUCUGCUGGGCUUGCCUAGUGGAAACGACUCAAAAGCUCAACAGCGCCGCAUAUAUGAGGAGAACCUGCAGCACCAGGACCUUCUGCAGAGCACCUUCAUAGACUCCUACAGGAACCUGACCAUUAAAACCAUGGUGAUGCUGGAGUGGUUGAAAGAUCGCUGCCCCCAGGCUUUCUUCGCAGUUAAAGUGGACGACGACAUGCUGCUGAACAUCAAAGAUCUUGUGAGGAUGCUGCUGAACCCAGACACUCCUCACAGCAACUACAUUACUGGUCGUGUUUGGCAUAACAAUGUUGUAAUCAGAGAUCAGGACAGUAAGUUUUACAUCCCUCCAGAAGUGUAUCCCAAUGACGUGUUCCCGCCGUACCCUCUAGGAAUGUGCUACAUAAUGUCCAUGGACCUGCCAGAGAAGAUACUAAAAGUGUCCAAAGAAAUUAAACCCAUUUUCAUAGAGGACGCCUACAUCGCCUUGUGUCUCGAACGACUCAACAUAGCUCCCACAGAACCUCCAGACAUUGACCAGUUUGUGGUCCAUCCACCUCCACAGUACGAUCGAUGCUACUACUCCACGCUAAUCGCUGUAAUAACCUUUAACCCAGAUGAACUGGUCUCCUAUUGGACAGAUCUUCACAGACCUGGUCCACCCUGUUGAUGUGGGUGGGGAAAUCUGGACUUUCAGGGAUGGGUGUCCUGACAGCAUCUUACCAGAAAAGACUGAGAUGAUCUUUGGGAGAAACUGGGCGUGGCUUGCUUAAAGAAGGAGAGUUUUUUGAAUUUUACCUGAACUGUAUUUACUUCAACCCUGGUCACAUGGUACUAUUGGUCUUCUACUAAAGACACAUUUUUUUGUUGUUCUGACUGUGUCUACAGUAUGGAUCAGGGGUCUGUUACCUAAAACCUUUGUAACGUCGAACUUAAUAUCAGAAACAGAACAAGAUAAAAAGCAAAAAUAAAAAAAGUAUAA
Molecule: messenger RNA, 1407 nt
Organism: Astyanax mexicanus (Mexican tetra)
Lineage: Eukaryota; Metazoa; Chordata; Actinopteri; Characiformes; Acestrorhamphidae
Product: beta-1,3-galactosyltransferase 2-like
Exons: 2
Coding region: 1-1095 (364 amino acids)
Cellular component (GO): membrane
Molecular function (GO): N-acetyl-beta-D-glucosaminide beta-(1,3)-galactosyltransferase activity
Source: RefSeq, a predicted model, not a curated record